Molecule: messenger RNA, 876 nt
Organism: Paecilomyces variotii
Lineage: Eukaryota; Fungi; Ascomycota; Eurotiomycetes; Eurotiales; Thermoascaceae
Product: Alpha/Beta hydrolase protein
Exons: 2
Coding region: 1-876 (291 amino acids)
Source: RefSeq, a predicted model, not a curated record
AUGCGGUGCUGCAUUGCUGGGGCGCUGACGACCCUGGUACUCGCUGGACAGGCGAUAGCCGAAUAUCCUGCCUCUUGGGAUGUCAUCUUCACGCCAGCUACACCACCCCCAGUCAAUUACACCUUUGGUCAGCAAACUAAGAUUCUUAAUCAAAAUACAACCUUUCCGCCGGCUGCGUUACCAUUACCAUGUGACAUUGUUUAUGAUCGUGACGCGUCCAUCACUCUGCGCGACCGCACCGUCAUUUACACGGAUGUGUUCCGGCCUGUUUCUGAUGGACAAUAUCCAGCUCUUAUCGCUUUGAGUGCAUAUGGAAAGACGGUGCCAACCCUCCCGCAGGUUGAUGCACCGGCAGACUGGUUUUCGGGCAUUGCAAAGAAUGAAAGCGCCGAUGCUGCUGCCUUUGUCUGCUGUGGCUACGUUGUCGUGAGUCCGGAUAACCGACGGGCUGGUAAAUCUGAGGAAAAUAUCCAUUACUGGGGUAGAGUCGAUGCCGAGGAUGGAUAUGAUAGCAUCGUGGCUCGCUACGUCUCAGUGAUUCGUCGCUGCUCUGCAACCGCCACACCUCAUGGCCGUUGUGCCCUGGAGGACAAGAGCGCCGAGCUCGAAAAGGUCAGAGUUCCAGCGUAUGUAAUCGCUGAUGGAUUAAGCGUCCACCACAGUCUCGGCGCGGUAGAGGGUUUCCGGCGUAUCAAUUCUAAUGAUAAGUGGCUGCGUAUCGACGAUACGCAAGAAUGGUAUGACAUGUAUGCUCCGCCGAAUGAACGCGACGUCCUCCGAUUCCUCGACCACUAUCUAAAGGGUGUCAACAACGGCUGGCAGCAGGCGUCUCGCGUGAGAGCUGCAGUUGUUCCCGGAAAGUUUGUUCAUAAAUAA